Molecule: messenger RNA, 576 nt
Organism: Aspergillus puulaauensis
Lineage: Eukaryota; Fungi; Ascomycota; Eurotiomycetes; Eurotiales; Aspergillaceae
Product: GrpB family protein
Exons: 1
Coding region: 1-576 (191 amino acids)
Source: RefSeq, a predicted model, not a curated record
AUGAAGGUCGCAAUCCAGCCUUAUGACCCCGACUGGCCCUUGAAAUUCCGAGAGAUACAAGCCCAGCUUUUUGAUAUCCUCCAUAAGGUGGACAUUAUAUCUAUCGAGCACGUAGGAAGCACCUCCAUUCCUUCGCUCAUGGCCAAACCUGUUCUGGAUAUCGAUAUUAUAAUCCCUAUUUCUUCCCUUGAGGCUGCACGUAGUGCUCUCAAAGGCGCAAAAUAUUAUGAUUGUGGCGAAAUGAAUGUCCCAGGUCGGUUUGCGUUCCGACAGCCGGGAUAUGGGAAGCUCGAUGCGGCUCAUGGGAGAGGCAGAAACGGGGAGCUACGAUAUAACACCUACCUUAUGAUUCAAGGAUGUGUAGCCUUGAGGAACCAUCUCGACGCGAAGCGAGUAUUGUUGGAAAAUCAAGACCUACGCGAAGAAUACGCGAGUGUCAAGAACAAGCUGAAAGAGACUGAGUUUGAAAAUAUCGGCCAAUAUGCCUCUGGAAAGACAGAUAUUCUCUGCAAGAUCUUGAGAACAGCCGGGUGGAGCGAGGAAGAUCUAGAUCCAGUGAUUAAAGCCAAUAGCUAA